This is a messenger RNA of Athene cunicularia (burrowing owl), 3870 nucleotides long. RefSeq names its product zinc finger protein 208-like. The transcript has 7 exons. The coding region runs from base 394 to 3870 and encodes 1158 amino acids. NCBI's taxonomy places the organism in Eukaryota, Metazoa, Chordata, Aves, Strigiformes, Strigidae. The record is from RefSeq and is a predicted model, not a curated record.
UAGAGGAGGGUGGGGGGACUUUUGGGGGCUGAAAGAAGGGAACAAUUGUCGGCAGUGGUCUGUAGUGAAGAAGGGGGAGGGACGCAGAAGGAGGAGUAGCAGGGAGAGGAAGGAUGGAGGAGGAUGAGGAGUAUCAGAAAGAGGGGAGAGAGGGAUAGACACACACACACACACAGAGCCCCUGUUGCUUUAGGCACUCACCGAUGCUAGAGUGAAUGCAGCAUGUGGCAGCACCGUACUGGGUGGUACUGGUCUGGGUGGGAGCUGCUGGAGGAGGUGACUGCUCUUCAUGUGCCUUAAGAGCCCCCAGCUGAGCCCCUUUGGCCCCCCACAGGCGCUGGGACAGAGGAGCAGAAGGAGGAGCAGUGCCAGCCCAGGGAAGAGCAGAGGGGGAUGCUGCAAGGGCCCCAAGAGGAGCCCCAGAGCCCCACGGUGGCCGUGGAGCACGAUGGCCAACAGCAGCCCCGUGAUACGCAAGGGACCGAUGCACCAAGAACACCCCAAAACCACUCUUUCAAUGGGACAGGUGGUGAACACCCAGAAGAAGGUGCAACCCAACCACAGAGUCACUCCAGAAAGAACCAGAGGUACAAGUGUGAAGAGUGUGGGAAGGGUUUCACCCUGGAGAACAACUUGAGCCUUCACCAACAGAUCCACAGGUUAAUGAAUCCCUACAAGUGCCCUGACUGCGGAAAGAACUUCAGGGAUAGCUGGAAACUCCUGCGUCACCAGGGAACACACAGCAAGGAGGAGAUAUUUCCCUGCCCCACGUGUGGGAAACGCUUCUUCAGCAGCUUGAACCUCAUCAAGCACCAACAAAUCCACACAGUAGCGAGGCCCCACAACUGCGCACACUGCGGAAAGAGCUUCCAGCUGAGAUUUUAUCUCAUGAAGCAUCUUUUAACUGUCCACAACGGUGAGAAGGAUUACCUGUGCGAGGACUGCGGGAAGGUUUUCACCCGCGUGUGCAAGUUGAAGGAGCACCAACGGAUUCACACGGGAGAGAAGCCCUUCAAGUGCCAGGAAUGCGGGAAGAGCUUCAGGGAGAGAGGGACACUCCAGCGUCACCAGAGGACACACACCAAGGAGAAGCCUUUUCCCUGCACCACCUGUGGGAAACGCUUCUCCUUUCCGUCAGACCUCACCAGGCACCAACUCAUCUACACGGAAGAGAGACCGUACGCCUGCUCAACCUGUGGGGAGAGCUUCCAGCAGAGUUGUCACCGCUGGACACAUAAUGUGGCGGAGCGCAAAAAGCCCCCAGCUGAGCCCCUUUGGCCCCCCACAGGUGCUGGGACAGAGAAGCAGAAGAAGGAGCAGUGCCAGCCCAGGGGAGAGCAGAGGGGGAUGCUGCAAGGGCCCCAAGAGGAGCCCCAGAGCCCCACGGUGGCCGUGGAGCACGAUGGCCAACAGCAGCCCCGUGAUACGCAAGGGAGCCGCGGAACGGGGGAACCCCGAAAAUGCUCUUUCAAUGGGAUUCAUGUUGAGGACCCUCAAGAAAACACAACCCCACCACCGAGUAUCUCCAGAGAGAAGGAGGAGCACAUGUGUGAGCACUGUGGGAAGGUCUUCCUUAGGAGGGGCAACCUGACCUGUCACCAACAGACCCACUCACGGAGGGUUUCCUACAAGUGUCAGGAUUGUGGGAAGAGUUUCAGCGAGAGGUGGACACUCCUGCGUCAUCAGGGAACACACAGCAAGGAGAAGAGAUUUCCCUGCACCCUGUGUGGGAAACGCUUCUCCUGUAGCUCGAACCUCAUCAGACACCGACGCAUCCACACGGGAGAGAGACCGUACAGCUGCUCCAAGUGUGGGAAGGCCUUCCGGCAGAGAUGUCACCUCUGGACGCAUCAUUUAGGCGUCCACAAAUGUGAGUUGUCGAGGGGUACUUGGGGCAUAACCCUGCAUCAGGUCAUGCUCAGCAAUAAAAUGGAGAGGAAGGGGAAGAGGAAGGAGGAAGUACCAAUACAACCCUCAAAAUGCUCUUUCCAAGGAAUGCGUGCUGAUGACGUUGAAGAAUCCGCCACCCAACCACGGAGUAGCUCCACGCGGGAGUACAUGUGUGAGGACUGUGGGAAAUUCCUCACCGGGAGGAGCAAGCUGAAGCAACACCAACGGAUCCACACCGGAGAGAAGCCCUACAGGUGCCAGGCUUGUGGGAAGAGCUUCACGCUGAGGGGGACCCUCCUGUGUCACCAGAAGACACACACCAAGGAGAAGCGAUUUCGCUGCACCACAUGCAGGAAAGACUUUUACUUCAGAUCUACCCUCAUCAAACACCGACGCACUCACAAGUGGGAGAGUCUGUUGGCCUUGUGGCACUGCGAGAUGACUUUCCAGCAGAGUUAUCACCUCUACCUCUGGAGGCAUCAGUUAUCCAUCCCCAAGGGUGAGUCUUUGGUGAAGGACUUCACCCCGUAUCGCAUCGUGCUCAGCAAUAAAAUGGAGAGGAGGGGCUCCAUACUGGGUGGUACUGGUCUGGGUGGGAGGUGCUGGAGGAGGUGGGUGCUCUUCAUGUGCCUUAAGAGCCCCCAGCUGAGCCCCUUUGGCCCCCCCACAGGCGCUGGGACAGAGGAGCAGAAGGAGGAGCAGUGCCAGCCCAGGGAAGAGCAGAGGGGGAUGCUGCAAGGGCCCCAAGAGGAGCCCCAGAGCCCCACGGUGGCCGUGGAGCACGAUGGCCAACAGCAGCCCCGUGAUACGCAAGGGAGCCGCGGAACGAGGAGACCCCGAAAAUGCUCUUUCAAAGGGUCAUAUUUUGAAGAUGCUCAGGAAGCCACAACCCAACGACAGAGUUUCUCCAGAAAGGAGAAUUACAAGUGUGAGCACUGUGGGAAAGUGCUUGCCUCAAUGAGGAGCCUGACCUAUCACCACCGGACCCACACGGGAGAGAAGCCCUACAAGUGCUGGGACUGUGGGAGGGGCUUUGCAAGAAGACAAAGCCUCCAGAGUCACCAGAGGACACACACCAAGGAGAAGCCGUAUCUCUGCACCACGUGUGGGAAACGCUUCUCCUUUAGCUCCAACCUCCUUGUCCACCGACGCAUCCACACAGGAGAGAAACCGUACGCCUGCACCCACUGCGGGAAGAGAUUCAGGGACGGUUAUAAACUCAGGAAGCAUCGGGAAUCCAUUCACAGUGGUGAGUCCUUGGAGAGGUGUAACCCUCCCCCAGCUGAGCCCCUUUGGCCCCCCACAGGCGCUGGGACAGAGGAGCAGAAGGAGGAGCAGUGCCAGCCCAGGGAAGAGCAGAGGGGGAUGCUGCAAGGGCCCCAAGAGGAGCCCCAGAGCCCCAGGGUGGCCGUGGAGCACGAUGGCCAACAGCAGCCCCGUGAUACGCAAGGGAGCCGCGGAACAAGGAGACCCCAAAAAUGCUCUCUCAAAGGGACGGGUGGUGAAGACCCUCAAGAAGACACAACUCAACCACAGAGUCACUCCAGAGAGGAGAAAUACAAGUGUGAGCACUGUGGGAAAGUGCUUGCCUCCAGGCACAGCCUGACCUAUCACCAACGGACCCACACAGGAGAGAAACCCUACAAGUGCUGGGAUUGUGGGAGGGGCUUUCCAAUUAGAGAAAGCCUCCUGAGUCAUCAGAGGACACACACGGGAGAGAAGCCCUUUCUCUGCACCACUUGCGGGAAACGCUUCUCCUUUAGGUCCAACCUCUUUGUCCACCACCUCAUCCACACAGGAGAGAGACCGUACGCCUGUACCCACUGCGGGAGGGCAUUCAGGGAGUCUUAUCGCCUCCGGAAACAUCAGGCGUCCUUCCACAAUGCGAUCCAGACCCCUUUUAUUGUGCGGUCCAUCGUUGUCAUCGAACACUUCCACACGCAGUUUAACGUCAUUAAAAGGAGCGUAGUGACAACUUAA